Messenger RNA from Limulus polyphemus (Atlantic horseshoe crab), 4232 nucleotides. RefSeq names its product heparan sulfate 2-O-sulfotransferase 1-like. The record is from RefSeq and is a predicted model, not a curated record. Gene Ontology annotation, cellular component: membrane. The transcript is spliced from 8 exons. The coding region runs from base 210 to 1277 and encodes 355 amino acids. Lineage: Eukaryota; Metazoa; Arthropoda; Merostomata; Xiphosura; Limulidae. Gene Ontology annotation, molecular function: heparan sulfate 2-sulfotransferase activity.
ACUAAAACAAUGUUACAGUUAGGCUCAUCGAGAAAAGUAUCUUUGAAUAGAAAAAUUGGUUGUUUCGAGUAAUUAAUAACACGGUAGUGUUAUUUUAUUUUAUACAAAAUUUAAGUAUAAAGGUGAGCUUACGCUGUUUGCCAGAAACUGAAGGAGUUUAAGAGGAGAUUGGAUAUAACUUGGAUGGCCGUAUUUAGAGUGACAAGCUGAUGUGGAAGAUAAAGCAGUUAUUCAUCAUUUUGUGUUUGGUUGUUUGUGCUGUAUUGUAUUGUCAUUUUGUAAUAAAGGUCUUUCAUCAAGAUGAAACAAUAAAAAAACUAGCUGCUACUGUUAAUGAAAUCAAAGUAAAAGACUUUGAUUACCACAACAGAAAUGAUAUACUUGCUGAUUUUGUUAAUGCUGAUGAAGGUUCUAAAGAUUCAUUUGAUGAUGUGCUUGUUAUUUAUAACCGAGUCCCUAAAACUGCAAGUACAAGUCUGAUGGGGGUGGCUUAUGAUCUGUGUAAACGAAACAAGUUCCAUGUUCUGCACAUUAAUACCUCCAGGAAUAUGCAUGUAAUGUCACUGUCUGAUCAGAGAAGGUUUAUAGAGAAUGUAACAACGUGGCAGGAUAAGAAACCUGCACUUUACCAUGGACAUAUUGCUUUCUUGAACUUUCAAAGGUAUGGAUUCUCACAGAAACCCAUCUAUAUCAACCUGAUACGGAAACCUCUUGAUAGACUGGUCUCCUAUUAUUAUUUUCUUCGAUAUGGUGAUGAUUUUCGCCCUUAUUUAGUUCGUAAAAGAAAAGGAAAUACUGUGACAUUUGAUGAAUGUGUAGAACUACAAGAGAAUGACUGUGAUCCUGAAAACAUGUGGCUUCAGAUACCAUUUUUCUGUGGGCACCAUGUGGAUUGCUGGGAACCUGGAAAUGAAUGGGCUCUGACACAGGCAAAACAGAACCUAGUAGAACAUUAUUUGGUGGUUGGAGUAACUGAAGAACUUGAAGAUUUUGUGGCAAUGUUGGAAGCUGUUUUGCCUAGAUUAUUUCGUGGUGCCACAAGGCGUUUCCUUGAAGGUAAAAAAUCACACCUUCGAAAAACCUACAACAAGAUUGAUCCUUCUCAAGAAACUGUUCAAAAGAUUAGGAAUUCUAAAAUAUGGAGAAUGGAAAAUGAGUUUUAUGAGUUCGCUUUGAAACAGUUUCAUGCUAUGAAGAAAAGAACAUUAAUUGAAAAGAAUGGCAUUCUUGAAGAUGGAGGACAGAGAUUUUUCUUUGAAAAGAUUCGUCCAAGGUGAAGUACUUUACAGAGGACGACAUAACCGUUUCAUCUGAGAAUUUUGAAGAGUUAAAAGAAAAUAGCUUGUAUUCAAUAUUAACAUACAUAUAUGAAUGGAUAAAUAACAUACACACACAUGCAUGCUUUUAUUUGAUGUAGACUUGUGGAAACCAUAGAAUGGUAGAAGUCAACUGCAUAUUUUUCUAUUUAUUUGUAAAAAGUUUUGUGAAAACUCCCAGCAUAAAAGAUUGUAAUCUGAUGCAGUAGUAUUCUAAAAACAAAAUUGUUGAACCAUGUGACAUCUAAAUCUAACCUGCAACUUAUGAAAUACGAGUGUUUAUAUUGUACUCAAUUUCAACUGUUCUGGAAUUCAAUCUUCAUUUAUAUAUUCUUUAAAACUUUCAAAGGCUUUGUCUGUCAAUUAAUAUAUUUAGGAAGGUCAACAUAACAACAAUAGCUAUUAGUUAAUCUCGUUUGAUGAUGACUUCAAGGAAAUGUCUCAUUUUUUGAGUCGGUAAGCUAACAUGGACAUAAAAGAAAAUGGAAGACAGCUGGUAUUAAAUGUGGACCACGGAGGAAAAAGUGUGUAUAUUUUUGUGACAAAUAUUUCCUCGCAAAGUUUGACCUUUGAAGGAUCUUUUUGAAGGGGAAACUGUAAGGUUUUAAAACAUAUUUAUAAUAUUGUAUUCAUCACAGUUUACUUAUGUCAUUAUAACCUAUAUUACUGUUGUAGUUGUUUAUAAAUUAUAAUACCACUAACUAUACAAAAAAAAGUAUCUUUCCAAUUCCUUGUAAUUUGAUGUGUUUUCUGCAUUAAAUUGUGUCUUUGAAGUAAAUUGUAUAAACUCAGUUUAAAAUCCUUUGAAAUUUUAUAACAUAUAUCAACUUUAACAGCAUUUCAGUCUGUCUUAAAUAAUUAGUGUUUUUACGAACAUAAAAAGAACUCAUUAAUUUGUUUUAUGGAACUGUGUUUUACUCUCUAUUAGAUAUUAUUACAUAAUGGCAUUAUCAUUAACUCAUCUGCAUUAAUAACCCAAUUCAAUGAUAUUGAAGAGAACUUCCUGUACUAUGAUAGUAACUUAAUUACUGCUUUAUAUUCAUAAUUAAUUUUUUGCAAUUAGAACGUACAUAAAGCGUGCAUAUUAAACAAUGUGCUUUCAAAGUAUAAAGUUUCUUUGUAUGAUCUGCCUCAAUAGAAUGUCACUGUAAGUUAUUAGUCUUUUUAAAAACCUUUUGGAAAUGUAUUUUAUACUGUACAUAGAAUUAAGAUGACAACUAAAAAUGUGUAUUCACCAUAAUUAUUAUGACAAUAACCACUGUAAGAUGUGAUGGUUGUGUUAUUUUUCUAUUAUACUGUUACAGUUUGAUAAGUUAGACCAUUUUUUGAAUUAGUACUUCAUAUCUGUUUUAGUGUAAUGUAAAUAAUCUGCACUUUUAUUUGUGAAACAUUAGCUAUGAAUCAUAAUUUUAUUUUUAUGUAUUUCCUUCAUUAGUUAGUUUCAUCUUAUAAAUACUGGUCUGUGGAUGCUUUUUGAAGCUAUGUAUUUUGUGAAGAGUGAAUUCUUUGUUUCUGUUUUUGGGUCAUUUGUUCUGUUGCUAAUGUAUGGAAGCACAUUUUGCAUGCAUAACUAUGUGCAAUGUUAGGUUUAAAAUAUCAUGGUUACAUAGAUAAAGCUCAGAGGCAGGUAGUUACUAGAUUACAGCAGCUUUAAGUUUAUGUUGGUACUUUUAAAUGUUUCAUAUUUAUAUUAUGUUAGCAACCACGAAUAUUCAUAUAUUUUAAUGGUCUAUAUAGGUAAUCUGUUCCAAAUUUUCUUGUUUUUGACAGAACUUAUUAAAAUUAUAGUCAAACUUACUUUUAAAAAUGUUUAACAUGCCAUACACCAGAUCAGAGCACAUUUUUUAACAGCCAGUAUAGUUUAUAACUUUUCCAUAGAAAACUACACACUCAGCUUUAAUGAAAUAAAUGACAGUAUUAUCAUAGAGUUAUCAUGUUUUUAGAUUUUUAAUGUAAUACCUUUGUGUCAGUUCGUUCUUAAAAACUUCAUUACAAGUUAUAAAUGUUACCUCCCAUUUCUGAAGUUUAUACGUGUAGUUUUAUAUUAGUCCUGUUACAAUCACUCCUGGAUCUUAUUUUUUGUAAUCAAAAUUAUCAAUUUUUAAUGCAUUUGAAUCUCACCCAAGUUCAGGUUAAACAGGCAUUAAAUUAACUUUAAUAAAGUUGUUUAUUUACAGUGACAUAAUAUUAAUACUAAGAAAGACAGUGAAAUGAAAAUCAUAAUAGGAACAAUUUUUACUUAAUGAAUAAUGUUAAAUUUACAUAAUAUAUUGAUUUCAUAUUGUUCUAAUCUGUUUAAGGUAAGAUUACCAUAACCAGUUAAGAAAUUUCUUAUUGUCAUGAAAUUUUCUUGCAUUUGUCUGUUUUUUAAUUCUUUGCACUUCUCCAUUUAUUUGAUUUUUAUACACUAUAUUUUACUUUGACACAAAAAUAGUUUCGGUUUGGUUUAAAAUUGACAUUCUGUUGUAUUUAGGUUCAUUUGGAGUGAUUAUAUGCAAACUUUCAGAAAAAUGUGUUCUGUAAUUUAGUAUAUUUUAACAAAUUUGCUUGGUAGUAAAUUUAGAAUAAUAACGUCUAGAAAAGUAUGGCAGGUGCUACAUUUUUUAAAUUGUGAAUUUAUCCUUUUACACUAAAGUAUUAUUUUGUUGUAACAAUUGGUCUUGGUGUACUUUCUGAAUAAAAAAUGUUUUUCAUUAUGAUCUUUAUUAACUACUGCUUAAUUCAAACAAUGCCAAACUAUUCUAGGAGAUUGCUUGAUAUUAAUUAAUACAGCUAGAGACUUCAGGCCCUUGUUAUAAACCUUAGAAAUCACACAUUAUUAUUUUGGUCCUGUUCAUAAUCCAGUGUUACUUGGUUAUUGUUAUGAUGAGUUGAAUGUUAAGUUGGGUACAUAAUCACUAGUUGACUGACUAUUAA